This is a messenger RNA of Pyrus x bretschneideri (Chinese white pear), 450 nucleotides long. RefSeq lists its product as uncharacterized. The transcript is spliced from 4 exons. NCBI's taxonomy places the organism in Eukaryota, Viridiplantae, Streptophyta, Magnoliopsida, Rosales, Rosaceae. The coding region runs from base 1 to 330 and encodes 109 amino acids. The record is from RefSeq and is a predicted model, not a curated record.
AUGCCACCAGGAUUUUUCUUCUUCUUCAGUUCAGAGUUCGUUCGCAGUCUCGCGCAGCCUGAGGCCCUGAGCCUCUUUCCGCUUGGUCCCUUCCGCUUCGCCCCUCCCAUCUACUUCUUCUUCCCCACAGCUUGCAUACAGACAAAGAGAGAGAAAGAGAAGAAGGAGAAGAAGAAGAGCCGCAGAAAGAGGGCAAAGGGGAAAAGGUUUUGUUAUGGGCUACUUGGUGAGAAGAAGAUGGAGAAUCUAGGGCAAGCAAGGACAGCCGUCAUCGAUGGAUCUAAAGUCGAACUGGGUGACCUCGAAAAUAACUUCAUGGAUUUUUGGUAGUUGAUGAAUCCAGUGUUGGGAAAUCGAAAGGGAACUGUGUUCGCCAAUUUCUCCAAGAAUUGCUUAAAUUUAGCUUUGUAUCUCGAUUUUUCGAUUGUGUUCUACCACGAAGAUCGUGAA